UGCAUUAAAAUUGCUAAAAGUUUAAAUUGACUCGUUUUAUAAACGAUAGUAAUUCAUAAUAAUAACAAUCCAUCAUGGAGGUUCUUAUAGACUGUUAUUUCGAUCGGUUAUUCGAGGGCAUGGAGAGGAGCAGUCUCGCGUCUCGACACCGUAGACGGCAACUGGUGAAGUUUUUUUCCGAUGUAAUUAAUAGCUGUGCAGAAGCGGAAGAGCUUGAUAAGGCCGACGUGUGCGAGCGCAUUGUGAGGGCGGCUCUGCGCUACCACACCAUUUCAAUGGCCGAGAACGGCCUGGUCUGUAUGCUCGGCAAAUUUCACAAUGUGCUGUACGUCGCGGCCAAACUGUGCUAUGACUGGAAGCUCGAAAAUAACGCCCUCGUGGCCAAAAUUCUGGACGACAUGUUCUACUGCGAGAAGACCUUCGAGCGGAUUUUCGUCGGGGCGAUUUUCGGCACGAGGGUCACGCACUUUCUCACGGGCUGGAAGAGCGAUUUCGACGAUAGGGACGAUAACAUCAAGGCUCUGAUUUAUUUCCUCGAUCACGCCGCCGACGCGAGGCUAGAGUUCUUUUGCCAAUCGAUAUCUUCGCAGAGGAGGUUCAUCGACGUGCCGAUGGAGUCGUACGGACAAGUGCUGCCCCUGAGAGUGGCCGUGCAGCACGGGGCACCGGACAUACUGCUGGUGAUGCUGCGCUACGGCGCCUCGACCGCCAUGGACGACAUCCCACCGGAGCCACUCGAGAUUCUGCUGGCUCGCCUGGACGAGUUCGAGGAGGCGAGCCAGUGUCCGGCCGCGCUGCUGCUCUGCCUGCGCAUACUGCUGCGCACCGUGCCAGUGGUCGAGCUCAAAGUGCCGGAACACCUCGUCGAGGGCUGUGGCAGCCCCAAGGUCCUCGUCUACGAGCAGUACCCGAAUCUCGAGCUGUGGGACGUCAUUCCGGCCGAGCGCUCGGGUCGCAAGCCGGCCGAGCUCAAACACUUGAGCAGGUGCCGCAUCAGGCAGUGUCUUUACGACAAUUACGCGCUGCCCCACGGAAUCAGGCAUCUACCGAUACCCACCAGAUUACAGGACUACGUCGAUCUUCUCGAAGACUGAUAAUGCUUUCGAGCGAGAGCCCGGAAAGUCGUUCGUGUACUUUGACUAUAUCGAUGCACAACUGAGACUUGUUUAAGGAAACAACCGCGUUCGAUUCUAAAUUUUUACACCGAAUAUAAUACGUAUAAAACAAAAAAAAUGUGAUACGACGUGCCAAAUAUAAGAUUGUAAAUAAAUGCUUUAUAAGGACGAAAUGAUAAUAGGAAAGCUAAUAA
Messenger RNA from Trichogramma pretiosum, 1309 nucleotides. RefSeq lists its product as uncharacterized. NCBI's taxonomy places the organism in Eukaryota, Metazoa, Arthropoda, Insecta, Hymenoptera, Trichogrammatidae. The record is from RefSeq and is a predicted model, not a curated record. Gene Ontology annotation, biological process: intracellular signal transduction. The transcript has 3 exons. The coding region runs from base 75 to 1094 and encodes 339 amino acids.